This is a messenger RNA of Closterium sp. Naga37s-1, 2149 nucleotides long. The record is from the annotation of a GenBank genome assembly. Lineage: Eukaryota; Viridiplantae; Streptophyta; Zygnematophyceae; Desmidiales; Closteriaceae.
AUGGCCAACCCACAGCGGGACGCACGGCCUCAGCACGCAGCGCAAAGAGCCUCCACAAAUCCCUUCCUCUCAAAUCCCUUCAUGUCUCCAUCAUCGUCCUCCCCCUCCCCUUCAGCCGCGUUCCGCACUCCGCCUCCCGCUUUCGCUUCUCCCACUUCUGCGUCCCCCGCAUUCACUUCCCCCGCAUUCGCUACCCUCACUUCCGCUCGCCCCGCAUACACUCCCCCUACGACCGCCGCUCCUCUGACAUCGCCAGGCGACCUCCCAGAUCCCAGCUACGUCACUCCGCAAGCCGCCAUCCGCGCAACAUUAAGAUUCGGCCCUCCGCUCCACUCGCUCGCCUCCACUCCAUCCCAGCCCAAAUCCAGCCCGCGAAACCCUAGCCAGGGUAGUAACAUUGGUCAGAAUGGUAACCCGAUUUGGUCGCAGCCGGCCGUUUUGCAACCUUCAGCAGCAGCGCAAUCAGCCACUCCUCCCGCCUUCGCAACACCUUCCGUCUCUCCCGCCGCUUGGUCCGCCGCCUCAUCCGCCGCCACUUCCGCAUCGCCGAACGUUCGGGCUUGGUACGGCUUUUCCCCUUCGCCCUCUCCUACAGUUGACCGGAGCAGCGCUAAGACUAACGCGCUCGUCUCAACAGCCGAUGCUGCUGCUAUGCCGGAUAAGGCUGCUGUGGUUUCGGCUCCUAGUAGCACCCGACAAGCCGAAGCUGAGGAACAGGCCCGGGAGAGGUUUGGUAAUGGAGCAAAGGGUAGUGGUCCAAUUAAGGGUAAGGUACAAAAAGGGACGAAAGCCGAGCCAGCGGAUCGGAUUUCUGGCUCGGCAGGGGUGAAUCCAAUGGCUGCAACAGAUUCGGGGCGGGCAGGUUCGGCAGCUGCUGCAGCUGGUUCGGGUGAAGUAGGUCUGCCAAGAGUCACAGGGGGUGCGGCUCUUCAGGAAGCGGAGAAGAUUCAAACGGACGGUUCAGAUCUCCAAGAUCAUAACAGGCUUCAGCAAAGUGUAUUGUCAGGAGGCUCAUUCCAGCCAUCCGAUCCGCAACCUGCGUGUGUGGCGCCACAGAGAGAGGGGAAUGACGGAUUGACACUUACGCCACACAGGCAGGUUCCCCCUUCCGCCUCUCCUGCCUCCGUCCCACUGCCCUCUCACGAGACAGGCUCCCCCUCCCCCGCCUCCCUCCCCUCCCCUUCCGCCACCCCGUCCGCCACCCCGUCCGCCACCCCUUCCGCCACCCCUUCCGCCACCCCUUCCGCCACUCCUUCUGCUACUCCUUCCGCUCCCCCUUCCGCUCCUCCUUCCGCGGGCCACUCACAUAACAGCCGUGUAAAGCGCAUCGCCAGUGACAACAACUGUCUCAGCCAGUCCACGCCCUCCUCUGCCAAUCCUGCCGUCCCGCCUCCCAGCCGAACCUCCUCCGCAGGCUCGGAGCUAGGCAAGGGCGCAGCAGCGGCAGCUGCAGCUGCUGUGGCGGAGUUUUCCGCGCGCAGGCAGCACGUGGGCGCGGAAUCUGCAGGGGCGGAGCGGGGAAAGGGGGGAAAGACGCCUAUAGGAGCAGCAGCAGGUGCAGCAGUGGUAUCAGGAGGAAGAGAGAGAAGGGAGGGUUCAAGCAGUGCUGCGGAUGUUAGCAGGGGCGGUAGCAAGGCGUCCGCCAGGGGCAGGGGGAAAGGGGGGGCAGUGGCGGGGGGGUUGUGGUGGGGGAGGGCGGUGGUGGGGGCGCUGCAGCAGCGGUCAGCGGGGGGGAUGAGGCGGCUGGCGCUGCUGAUUGCGCUCAACUCCGCGUAUUCCACUGCAGAGCUCAUUGUGGGGCUGCUCAUAGGGCGAAUAGAGCUCGUGUCCGACUCCUUCCACCUCUCCUUCGGCUGUUGCAUCCUGCUGCUCUCCCUCGCCGCCAUGCUCGUGGGGAAACGCCCUGCAGAUGCCACCUUCACCUACGGGUGCAUCCUGCUGCUCUCACCUGCCACCAUGCUCGUGGGGAAACGCCCUGCAGAUGCCACCUUGCACCUUUGCCCUGCACUGCAGAAACCUUCCCCAGGUGACACCUUCCCCAGCUAUGAGAGGCUGGAGGUCCUAGCAGCCUUCCCCUCCGGUCUGCAGCUCUCCCUGCAGUCCCUCUCCCCUCUCACAGCUCCCUCUGCGUCCUCCCUUCCUCGUCCCU